GCACAACAUGUUGGAGACCACAGGCAGCCUGUUCCCCUCAGAGUUAACUUUUUAAUCCCGGUUUUGUCGCGUUAUCACACACAAGAGGAGGAGGCGGAGGAGGUCGGUGAGAGAAAAGAGGCAAAGAACUCAGUCAUGGUAUGAGGUUAGCGCGAGAGCCGGGAGCGUCUGACUUGCAACAGAAGCCCGUUGAUAUUUAACUGUGAGAAGAAGAAGAAGAAGAAGAAGAGGAGGAGGAAGGAGUGAGGGGGAAAAAAGGGAAAGGGAAGCCCGGAGACGUGAGAGAAAAGCGGGGUACAAGAUGCAGCUGGCCGCGGUGCUGUGGGGCUCCCUGGUAACUUUGCUGCUCAGCCGGAGUCCAGGAGUUCAGGGCAGCGCUGAGUGCUCGUGCGGGAGGAACCACUUCACAUGUGCGGUCAGUGCGUUCGGGGAGUGUACCUGCAUCCCGGCCCAGUGGCAGUGUGACGGAGACAACGACUGCGGGGACCACAGCGACGAGGACGGAUGCAUGCUCCCCACCUGCUCGCCGCUGGACUUCCACUGCGACAAUGGCAAAUGUAUCCGCCGCUCCUGGGUGUGUGACGGAGACAAUGACUGCGAGGACGACUCCGACGAACAGGACUGCCCUCCCAGAGAGUGCGAAGAGGACGAGUUUCACUGCCAGAAUGGCUACUGUAUUCGCAGCCUCUGGCACUGCGAUGGCGACAACGACUGUGGGGACAACAGUGACGAACAGUGUGACAUGCGGAAAUGCUCGGACAAGGAGUUCCGCUGCACAGAUGGCAGCUGUAUCGCUGAACACUGGUACUGUGAUGGAGACACGGACUGUAAGGACGGAUCAGAUGAGGAAAACUGCCCCUCAGAUGUGAUGGCAGCCACCUGCAGCGUGGAGGAGUUCCAGUGUGCAUAUGGCCGCUGUAUCCUGGACAUUUACCACUGUGACGGAGACGAUGACUGCGGAGACUGGUCAGACGAGUCGGACUGCUCUUCCCACCAGCCGUGCAGAUCAGUUGAGUUCAUGUGCAGCAGCGGGAUGUGCAUCAACGCCGGCUGGAGGUGUGACGGCGAAUUCGACUGUGACGACCAGUCGGAUGAGAAGAACUGCACCACGUCCAUGUGCACGGCCGAUCAGUUCCGCUGCGGCACUGGACGCUGCGUCCGGUUGUCAUGGAGAUGCGAUGGCGAGCCUGACUGCUCCGACCGCAGUGAUGAAGAGGGCUGCGAGAAAACUGAGAGUCCCCCGUGUGCUCCUGAUCAGUUCCAGUGUGGGAACGGACGCUGUAUUGGUCAGAGGAAGGUGUGCAAUGAGGUCAACGACUGCGGAGACGGGACUGACGAACACCCACAUCAUGACUGCCGUCCGCGCUCCAGCGAGGGCAACUGUAACCAGAAUAACGGAGGCUGCUCCCAGAAGUGUCAGAUGGUCAGAGGACUGGUCCAGUGCACCUGUCACACUGGAUACCGACUGAUGGACGACGGCAAAGCCUGCCAGGAUGUGGACGAGUGUGCCGAAGAAGGCUACUGCAGCCAGGGCUGUACCAACACAGAGGGGGGUUUCCAGUGCUGGUGCGUCCAGGGCUACGAGCUCCGACCUGACAAGCGCAGCUGCAAAGCUCUGGGUCCAGAGCCGGUGCUGCUGUUCGCCAACCGCAUCGACAUCCGUCAGGUUUUGCCGCACCGCUCUGAGUACACCCUGCUGCUCAACAACCUGGAGAACGCCAUCGCCCUGGACUUCCACCACAGUCGCGAGCUGGUCUUCUGGUCCGACGUGACGCUGGACCGCAUCAUGAAGGCCAACCUCAACGGCUCCAACGUGGAGGAGGUCGUCUCCACUGGUCUGGAGAGCCCAGGUGGACUGGCCAUAGACUGGAUCCAUGACAAGUUGUACUGGACAGACUCAGGAACGUCCCGUAUCGAGGUGGCAAACCUGGACGGGACACACCGCAAGGUGCUGCUGUGGCAGAACAUGGAGAAGCCCCGAGCCAUCGCUCUGCACCCGAUCGAGGGUAAAAUCUACUGGACGGACUGGGGCAACACACCUCGCAUCGAGUACGCCAACAUGGACGGCUCCAACCGGCGGGUCAUAGCAGACACACACCUGUUCUGGCCUAACGGCCUCACCAUUGACUACGCUGGCCGCCGCAUGUACUGGGUGGACGCCAAGCACCAUGUCAUCGAGAGGGCAGACUUGGAUGGACGCAAUCGCAAGGCCGUCAUCAGCCAAGGCCUACCUCACCCGUUUGCCAUCACAGUGUUUGAGGACAGCCUAUACUGGACUGACUGGCACACCAAGAGCAUCAACAGCGCCAAUAAAUUCACCGGCAAGAACCAGGAGAUCAUUCGCAACAAGCUGCACUUCCCCAUGGACAUCCACACCCUGCACCCCCAGAGACAGCCCGCAGGAGGCAGAAACCGCUGUGGCACCAACAACGGAGGCUGCAGCCACCUGUGUCUCCCCAGCAACAAGACGCACACCUGCGCCUGUCCCACCGGCUUCAAGAAGGUGGACCACAACAACUGUGCCAACGGUCUUGACAAGUUCCUGCUUUUUGCCCGAAGGACGGACAUCCGACGAAUCAGCUUCGACACAGAGGACAUGUCCGAUGACGUCAUUCCUCUGGCUGACGUGCGCAACGCUGUGGCACUGGACUGGGACGACAAAGACGGCUACAUCUACUGGACGGACGUCACCACCGACUCCAUUAACAGAGCACUGUGGAAUGGCACCAAGCAGGAGGUGGUGGUGGACACCAGUCUGGAGAGCCCAGCAGGUUUGGCGAUUGACUGGGUGACCAACAAGCUCUACUGGACCGAUGCUGGUACAGAUCGUAUCGAGGUGUCUAAUGCUGAUGGCAGCAUGCGGACUGUCCUGAUCUGGGAGAACCUGGACCGACCCAGAGACAUAGUAGUUGAUCCGAUCGGAGGUUUUAUGUACUGGACAGACUGGGGUGCCAACCCAAAGAUCGAGCGUGCAGGAAUGGACGCUUCCAGCCGCAUCGUCAUCAUUUCAUCUAAUCUGACGUGGCCCAACGGGCUCGCCAUUGACUACGCGACCCAACGCCUGUACUGGGCCGACGCUGGCAUGAAGACUAUUGAAUUUGGCAACUUUGAUGGUUCUGAUCGACAGGUUUUGAUUGGCAGCCAGCUGCCUCAUCCCUUUGGCCUGACUGUACACGAGGACAAGCUGUACUGGACAGACUGGCAGUCCAAGAGCAUCCAGAGCGCUGACAAGCUCACCGGCUUAGGACGGCACACACUGGCAGAAAACCUAGAGAACCUCAUGGACAUUCACAUGUUUCACCGGCACCGAGAGACAGUGCGAAACCCGUGUGCGGUGAAUAAUGGAGGCUGCAGCCACCUCUGUCUCCUGGCUCCUGCUCCCAAAGCCUCCAGCUGUGCCUGUCCCACUGGGAUCAACCUGCAGACAGAUGGGAAGACCUGCACGCCUGGGAUGAGCAGCUUCCUGAUCUUUGCACGGAGAACGGACAUCAGGAUGGUGUCUCUGGAUAUCCCCUACUUUGCCGACGUGGUUCUGGCUGUCAACAGCUCCAUGAAAAACACCAUCGCCAUCGGGGUCGACCCCAAAGAAGGAAAAGUCUACUGGUCUGACAGCACGCUGAAGAAAAUCAGCCGGUCCAGCAUCACCGGAAAAGAACAAGAAGACAUCAUAUCUACAGGGUUGGUGACGACUGAUGGCCUGGCGGUGGAUGCUGUUGGCAGGAAGAUCUACUGGACAGACACAGGAACCAACCGCAUUGAGGUUGCCAACCUCGACGGCUCCAUGAGGAAAGUUCUCGUCUGGCAAAGCCUGGACAGCCCUCGAGCCAUCGCCCUCUACCAUGAGAUGGGUUAUAUGUACUGGACAGACUGGGGCGAGCAUGCAAAGCUGGAGCGCUCUGCGAUGGAUGGUUCAGACCGCCUGGUCCUCAUCAGCAACAACCUGGGCUGGCCCAACGGCCUGGCCAUCGACAUGGCUGGCUCACAGUUACUGUGGGCUGACGCUCACACUGAGCGCAUCGAGGCAGCCGACCUGAACGGGCAGAAUCGCCACACCCUCGUGACUCCAGUCCAGCACCCGUACGGUUUAACCCUGCUGGGCUCCCACAUCUACUGGACUGACUGGCAGAGCCGCAGCAUCCAGAGAGCUGACAAGAACACGGGGACCAAUACCAUCACGGUGCGAGCCAACCUGCCGGGCCUGAUGGACAUCCAGGCUGUGGACAGGGAGAGGCCUCUGGGUUUCAAUAAGUGUGGCAGGAGGAACGGCGGCUGCACCCACCUGUGCCUGCCCCGUCCCAACGGCACGUCCUGCGCCUGUCCCACCGGCAUCCUGCUCAAGGGAGACGGCAGGUCAUGUGACGACUCCCCGGAGUCGUUCCUGCUGUUCUCCAACCGCGUCAGCGUGCGCAGAAUCUCCCUCGACACCAAUGACCACACAGAUGUGCAUGUACCGGUGCCCGAGCUACACAACGUCAUCUCACUGGAUUACGACAGCGUGGACGGAAAGCUUUACUACACCGAUGUCACCCUGGAUGUUAUACGGCGUGCGAACUUGGAUGGCAGCGGCAUGGAGACGGUGAUCAGCCAGGGCCUGAAGACCACAGACGGGCUGGCUGUAGACUGGGUGGCCAGGAACAUGUACUGGACCGACACCGGGCGCAACACCAUCGAGGUGGCCCGCCUGGAUGGAACGAGCCGCAAAGUCCUGGUCAACAACAGUCUGGAUGAACCCCGUGCGAUUGCAGUGUUCCCAAGCAAAGGUUUCCUGUUCUGGACUGACUGGGGUCACAUUGCAAAGAUUGAGAGAUCUCACCUGGACGGCUCGGACCGAAAGGUUCUGAUCAACACCGAUCUGGGCUGGCCCAACGGGCUCACACUGGACUACGACACACGAAGGAUCUUCUGGGUGGACGCCCACCUGGACAGGAUUGAAAGUUCGGACCUGAAUGGGAAACUGCGCCAGGUCCUCGUCAGUCCCGUGUCCCACCCGUUCGCCCUCACACAGUUGAAGCCGGUGUCCUCCCCUCUAACUCCUUUCUCCCGACUCUCGCAGCAAGACCGCUGGAUCUACUGGACGGACUGGCAGACAAAGUCCAUCCAGCGGGUGGAUAAACACACCGGCCGCAACAAGGAAACGGUGCUGGCCAACGUGGAGGGCCUCAUGGACAUCAUAGUGGUGUCACCUCACAGGCAGACAGGUACCAACCUCUGUGGGGUGAAUAAUGGCGGCUGCACUCACCUCUGCUUCGCCAAGACCAACAGUUUUGUGUGUGCCUGUCCUGAUGAGCCAGACGGGCGACCCUGCUCCACCAUUUCAGGUUACAUCCCCACCUCUCCUGCCAGAGGAACCAGCAGCACUCCGGUCCCUAACAAGAUCCCCAAAGCUCCAACAGACACCCCACACGCAGGACCCUCACCUGUCAACUGCACUGACAAGACCCUAAACAUAGAAGGCUGCUUGAACAACGUGGUGACGGCUCCUCACGGAGAAGGACUUCAUAUCAGCUAUGUGAUCGGUGGAGUUCUGACCAUCCUGGCUAUUCUGAUCCUCAUCGCUGCUUUGAUUAUUUACAGACAUAAAAAGUCAAAGUUUGCCGACCCUGGAGUGAGCAACCUGACCUACAGCAAUCCCUCAUACCGGACAUCCACACAAGAGGUCAAGAUCGAGGCGUCGCAAAAGCCUCCAAUAUACAACCAGCUUCGAUAUAAGAAAGAGGGGGGAGUGGACGGAGGCUACACCAAGGAGAAGAUCCGCAUUGUGGAGGGCGUGUGUCUCCUGUCCAAUGAGGAGCUUUACUGGGACGACCUAAAACAGAUCAAGCCGUCCCGAGGCGGCCUGCACACCUGCAUGCGCACAGACACCGUGUCCCUGCAGGCCAGCAGCGCUUCGCUAGAUGACGGCGAGACGGAGCAGCUCCUCCAGGAGGAAGCGUCCGAAUGCUCCUCCAUAACCACUCUGACCCCCUCAGCCAUCACCCCACAGCGCCACGCCCAGCACAGCCUGCCCGACACCGGCUGGGCCUCCACGCGCAAGCCCUCCACCGAGAGCGAAGUGUGAGGAAGGCCCCCCCUCGCCCUCUGUGCUUUAUCCCAACCUCCAUUACCUAAUACACACACCUGUAUUUAUAGCUGGUACAAACACACAAAAAUAAAUAGGUACAAACACGUAACGGUUGCAUACGUAGAGUAACGGUACAGAUGAACCUGGUUAGACACAACUAAGCUCCUGUAAACACAACUUCCUGUCUCUGAAACUGGGGCUCCGUCCUACUUGUGCACACACACUCACACACAUACACAUGCAGUACAGUCCUCCAACAGUACCCUCAGUGCUACUGCCUUUAGGCAAACUGAUAAACUAAUGAGCAUGCUGGAAUAAGAACGCAAAGGACUCUGGGGAGGAAGUGAACAGAGAGACACAAGCGUUAUCUGGAGCCUUUUUAAAGGAUGCAGACUCUCAAUGCGACGAACGCUUCUCUGUGUACAACUUCACCUUUAUUUUUUUUGUGAACUUAUUUUUUUCUCUGGAUAAAGCUAGAACGACAUACUCCCUGGACGAUGUAACCACGAUGCUCUCUCUAAUGCCACUCAUGUCUUUAUGAACUCUAUUUAUGAACGUUUUUUGUACUUGUGGAGUGGGUUUGCUGACUUUCAGAAAAAUGGCGAGAGUGUUGCGUUUGUGCCGCAGGACCCGGGUAUUCAAGAGUUGUAUUUAUGACAGUGCCAAAGGGUGGGGCUUCACAGAGUCUCCAUGCUUCUUUCAUCAUUUACACGUCAAUAGAAAUGUAUCUUAAUUGGGGGAUGUUUGUUUUGUUUGACUUUACUGACUUGCCCUCACCGGUGGGAGACCUCAGCGAUGACUCCAUCUGUUUCUGAUUCCUUCUUUUACAAACUCCAACAGGUCAAGCAAGGGCUUACUGUAUGUAGCUGGUACUCUCAGUUGGUUGCAGAAGUCCAUUCAUUCUUUGUGAAAGUAACCUGAAAGGAGCCUUCUUCUUCCUUUUUUUUUUUUAAAGUUGUAAUUCACCCAUUGCUGAUCCUCGGGCAUAGCAGAGGAAGCCACGAUGAAGUACCAGCCUAAGUGCCAAACAUUUCGUUCUUUUUCCUCCUUCAGCUGUAUAAUUAUUUUACUCAGAGGUUUUAAAAUGUUCGUGACAUUCUUCUUACUUGGGUUUGGUCACUCAGAUCACAGAAAAGCAUAUUGUCUCAGACAUGCACCACUAGGGCUGUUCAGCCAUGCAGAUAGUUGUGGUUUUAUUCACCCAGGUGUAAGACAUAUUAUAUAUCUCUGGGAGUUCUACUGCCCAGAAACACUGCUUUCCCAUUCCAGUCUCUCUUGGAGAUUUUCUUUAAUGGUCCUUCAAAAAAUGGAUAAAUGAUAUACAGCAGUGGUUCUCAACUUUUUUUUUAAUGUCAAAAACCCCUAAAGUAAUACACAGACAUGCAACAAAGGACUGAGGUCUGGAAUCAAACUCAUGGCCACUGCAGCAAGGACAUAGCCUUUGUACAUAUGAUUUCCAUUUUCAACCGCUUAUCCGAAGCCGGGUCAUGGGGGCAGCAGGCUGAGCAAAGCACCCCAAACAUCCCUCUCCCCAGCAACUCUUUCCAGCUCCUCCUGGGGGACCUUGAGGCGUUCCCAGGCUAGACAAGAUAUAUAAUCCCUCCAGCGUGUUCUGGGUCUGCCCCGGGGCUUUCUACCAGUGGGACAUGUCCGGAACACCUCUAACAGGAGGCGCCUAGGAGGCAUCCUGAUCAGAUGCCCGAACCACCUCAGCUGACCCCUUCCGACACAAAGGAGCAGCGGCUCUACUCCAAACUCCCUCCUUACCUUAUCUCUGAGGCUGAGCCCAGCUACCCUUCUGAGGAAACUCAUUUCGGCUGCUUGUAUCCGCGACCUCAUUCUUUCAGUCACUACCCAGAGCUCAUGACCAUAGGUGAGGGUUGGGACGUAGAUGGUCCAGUAAAUCGAAAGCAUUGCCUUCUGGCUCAGCUCCCUCUUUACCAUGACGGUGCCCCCAUCUCUGCAGACACUGUGCCAAACCACUGAUCCAUCUCACGCUCCAUUCUACCCUCACUUGUGAACAAGACCCCAAGAUACUCGAACUCCCUCGCUUGGGGCAGUAACUCACUCCCAUUAAAUACUAAAAAUAAAUUAGUCCCCAUUUGUCUGAGGAAAGCCUUGAGACUUCCUCAUGCAAGCAUCCCUGGAGGUCUCUGGACCUCUGUUUGAGAAUAACCAGCAAUCUCCGGGGCUGAAGAUGAAGCCAAUACCAAGAGCCAAAAACCGCAGUUCUUUGAUGUCUUGAGGCUAGUUCCACAAGCCAGUCAGUCCCACCAGACCCCCAUAGAAAUAAACAUGUUUACAGCCUGGUAUAAAAACGGUUUUGGCCUUUAUAGCUAUUUUCAACAUUCAUGACAACUGUCCGCGAGUUAAAUUUUUAUGUGACUAACCCGCUGACAUUUUGUUAAUGCUUAAAGUUACAUGUAAUUAAGGCUGGGCCGCUUUGAUUGCCGAUAGUGUCCUUGGCUUCUCAGUCAGAUCUACCCCUCGCUCCUCCAGAGCGCCAGCCUCUUGCCCAAAUAUGGUCACUUCUGGCUCCAAAAGAAAAGAACAAGCUGAAAUGCUGAACUUGAGGCUUUAGAAAGGGAAUCCACAAACCACUCGGUGACGUCACAGUAGCUACAUUUAUCAUUUUUAGUCUAUGGUUGAGAACCACUGAUAUACAGCACUUACUGUUAGAAUUUGAAGGUCUUUUUGAUUUUUUUCAUCAGUGCAUGUAUUAAACAUUGUUAUCACCAAUGUUCCCUUAUCCAUGCUUUGUGCUCACCCUAUCCACCAAUGCCAACUCUCCAAUUUUUUAGCUAUAAUCUCAGUUGCCUAAAAAAAAUUGCACGUCAUUCAGCCCUCCCUGUACUUUCUCAUACGACCACAACAGUGUAGGCUAGUACUUGCUACUCCAAACAAAAAUGGUAGAUAAAGGAUAUUAUUUCAUGUUAGGAAUAAAAGAUGACCUGUUCUAACAAACUGAUGAAACUAAACAAGAUGAUGUUGCUAAAGGAUAUGUUAGGGUUAGACUUUGUGCAUGUGAUGCUUUCUGCAUCACUACAAACAUCAAUGUGAUUUUCAAUUAUAUUAUCUUCCAUUUGGAACAUGAUCACAAAAGUUCCAGUUUCACUUUGGCUCUCUGUAGUGUAGGGUAGGGUGAGAGUUUCAGAGGUGAAUAUAUCAAAAACUUGGCACUCACAACCAAAAGUAUCUGCAUGGCCAAACGCUACUAGAGGUAAAUGAGAAUACUUGUUCUUUUUGUAAUUUGAGUUUGGAUCCAUCAACUCUAAAUCUGUAACGCAAAGGUGUACUUGCAGUAUCUGCCACAGUACGGUACAACAGAGGAACACUGUGCAUGUCUGACCGCAUCAGACAGUGAGGGUUGUAGUUUAGAAAUGUAUCACUGACAUCUUACUGAAAAAUGAAUUUAAUACAAGUAAAGAUAUUAUGCAUUGCUUUAACUUUAGAGUACCAUUCUGUCUGUUGUUGAAAUACGGUACAAGGAAAUACUAUAUUGCUAUAUUGACAAAUAUAUCGGUUAGACUUUAUAGAACCAUGUAUUUUGAAGUAUCUGCUACAAGCUCAGCAACUUGCUGAUUUGCUGCUAGACGAAGCACUGAGGCCAAUGAAAGAGGGUCUUGGCAGCUACAUAACUACGGUCUCUGACGGUUUGUUUGACAGUAGGCCUACAGAGCAUCACAGUGACCCAGUAACCAAUCAUCCCGGCUCACAGUCCCUCCAACUCUGCUGCAGGAAUGCUAAAACUGUACAGAUUUUAUCAUGCGGAUAUAAGCAAACAUUUCUGUUGAAGAUAUUGUGUUGAUUAAGUUGUAUAGUCUUUUGUACAAAGGGAUUUCAUGACCGUUUUUAGACUUGUAUUAAUUUUACUCACUGGAGAAGAACAUUUUAUUUUAUUUUUGUUUUGUUUUUUGCUGGAUUAUUUUAACCACUGUGUUUCCAAGCCUUGUAAAUGAUAGGGAAAAUGCCAGUUAUUUAAUAGUGCUCUUUUAUCUUAUGAAAUACUGGUCGCGUAUAGCUGUUGUAAAGUUAACAAAAAGAGGUAUUUAUGAUUUCUGUUUGGUUGUCACUUGAUGUGUAAAUAUGAAAAGACUGUAUAUGUAUUUCCAUGGCAGUACUAACAAGCUGUGUUGUGUGAUAUAGUGAAUGAUCCCUUUGCUAUCUUUUAAUAUAAAAUUGCAUUUGCAUUUCA
This is a messenger RNA of Epinephelus moara (kelp grouper), 10256 nucleotides long. RefSeq names its product low density lipoprotein receptor-related protein 4 (gene lrp4). Gene Ontology annotation, molecular function: calcium ion binding; protein binding. Lineage: Eukaryota; Metazoa; Chordata; Actinopteri; Perciformes; Serranidae. The coding region runs from base 302 to 6058 and encodes 1918 amino acids. The transcript is spliced from 38 exons. The record is from RefSeq and is a predicted model, not a curated record.